Eimeria tenella is the source of this 774-nucleotide messenger RNA. RefSeq lists its product as uncharacterized. The coding region runs from base 1 to 774 and encodes 257 amino acids. The transcript has 2 exons. The record is from RefSeq and is a predicted model, not a curated record. NCBI's taxonomy places the organism in Eukaryota, Apicomplexa, Conoidasida, Eucoccidiorida, Eimeriidae.
AUGCCCAGUGCUCGUGCUGCAGCAGCUGCUGACCUCGCACCUCCUCCUGCUGCUGCUGUACCCGUCGGUGAGUCACCCAGUCUUCAAACUGUAGCUGCGCUGGCAGCAGCAGCAGCAGCAACUCCAGCAAGCGCAGCAGCAGGAGUCGUUCUAGUCAAGCUGCGCCCCAGCAGAAACGGCUCAAGAGAGCCGUUUAAGAGGAGAAUUGGCGUUUUAGCAGCAGGAUUGGUGGCAGCAGCAGCAGCAGGAGCAGCAGGCCUUGGCAUCUUCGCAGCUGAGGCAGCAGUACGUGCGGCAGGCACUCUGUCGCACCGGAAGAGCGACGGCUGGAGUAAAACAAGCAAUAAGCAGCAGCAGCAGCUGCGGCAGCAGCAGCAGCAGCAGCGACAGUUUGCCCCGAAGGAGCAGAGCCUCCGCGCGCUGCCCCCGGUGUGCUGCUCGACUGGCUUCGGGCUUCCCAGAGGAGGAGGAGGAGGAGCAGCAGCAGCAGCAGCAGCAUCACGGAGCAGAGCAGCCGGGGGCCCGGGGAGCCGCCGGCAGCAGCAGCAGCAGCAGCAGCAGCAGCAGCAGUGGUCUGCUGCGCCUGAGCAGCAGCAGCGCCGGGAGCAGCUGCAGCGGCGCCGGCAGCACGAGCGGCCCCGUCUCGCCGGCCGCAGCAGCAGCAGCAGCGGCAGCAGCAGGGAGGAUGAAGUUUGGCAAGAACAUUCGGCGGGAGGCCUGGGCUUGCCAGCGCUUUCACUUUCUGGAUUACAAAAAGCUGAAGAAAAGAAUUAA